Colletotrichum destructivum is the source of this 1251-nucleotide messenger RNA. Its product is annotated as Putative zn(2)Cys(6) fungal-type DNA-binding domain-containing protein. Lineage: Eukaryota; Fungi; Ascomycota; Sordariomycetes; Glomerellales; Glomerellaceae. The record is from RefSeq and is a predicted model, not a curated record. Bases 1 to 1251 code for a protein of 416 amino acids. Gene Ontology annotation, molecular function: zinc ion binding; DNA-binding transcription factor activity, RNA polymerase II-specific. Gene Ontology annotation, biological process: regulation of DNA-templated transcription. The transcript is spliced from 3 exons.
AUGGAGACCGUCCUCAGAAACGCGUGCGACGCUUGUCACAAGCUCAAGACCAAGUGCCCCUCAGAGGGUGCCGGCGCCUGCGCCAACUGCCGCCGGAAGGGUCAGAUUUGCAAAUAUUCACCGAGAAGCGAGAUGGGGAGGCCUCGCGCAACGGCGCCCGAGAAAUCGCCGGCGCAGAAGCAGCAAUCGGGCAAGCGCUCCGCGUCCGUGCAGGACGCAUCCCCGCGCAAAAGACGGCAAUCGUCGGCGGACUCGGCGUCCGGCAUCCCGAAAGCCGCGCCGGCGUCGCCGGAGCGGGGCCGGUUGCAGCAAAUCGACGGUGUCGGGACCGAACUAAUGGGCCAACCUGUUGUCGGCAACGGCAUCGCUGAGCCGUUGGGGAUGAGCGACUACCUCUCGACCCUGGAGACGAGCCUGUGUUCAUUCCCCUUUCAGUCGGAUUCCUUCAUACCAGACGACUCCACAUUCGACAUCUCGUGGCCGACAGCAGCACCACCGCCGUAUUCCAGCCACAGCCCGGUGCCACUAACCGCCAUUCAUGACCCUGCCGGACAGAUGGCGCCCAUAAACCUCUUCUUCGAGGACUCGAGCGACACCUCGAGCUCGGGUAACUUGUCAUUCCAGCCCGAUGCAGAGUUCGGCGUCGCCGCGAUGAACGGCAUGCACGGUGUCGGCCUAGCACAGGAGAAGCAGCUGGGGGUCGUCGGCAGCCGAGAAUCGACCCCGGAUGACGGCAACGACGCCCUCAUCGAGGCGUACCCGCAGCUGGCCAGCGUACUCUUCGGACUGCACACCUACUACGACAAAUGCAAGGCCACCCCGGACCUCCCCGCGUUGAUGGGCUCCCUGGAGGAGGUGUUCCCGCUGGUGUCGUCCCUGUGCGACAUCCUCAGAGGCCCCCAGCUCAACCAUCUCCUCAACAACAGGAGCAACCUGACCUCCCCCUGCUUUCUCCUCGCCGGCUCCGUCAUAUCGACCGUGGUCGAGACGUAUCACCUCAGGAUGGGGCCCUUUGAGCCCUCGGGGGCGGAGCGGGAUCGCACCCCGGAGCUCGGCACGCAGUACCGGUUGCAGCUCCAGACGGACGCCACCAUCAUGGAGUUUCACCUCUCAGAGCUCCGCCCCAUUCUGAACAAGAUCCAUGUGGGGUUCCGCGAGUCGCAGACGAUCGAGCUGAUGGAUGCGAUGCGGCGCACACUGAGGGAGUUUCUUGAGAACUGGCGGGCGAGGAAUGGAGGAUCAGCUUCGUAA